AUGCCCCACCAGCGCAACGGCUUCGACCUGACACCAGAGCAACUCGCCGAGUGGUUCAUGAAGCUGCAGGACGUGGGCCGCGUCCACAACAUCAACCUCGUUACACCCGAACAUGUCGUACCCCAGGUCUGCCUAUCGAUUCUGCACGCGCGCGAUCUCGGUCUGCACAUACCCAUCAUCUACAACACGUCGUCGUUCGAUUCGCUCGAGAGCAUACACUUGAUGGAUGGCCUGGUGGACAUUUACCUCCCCGACUUCAAGGUGUGGCGUGACGCGACGAGCCGUCGGUUACUGAAGGCAGACGGAUACACAAAGGUGGCUAUGGAGAGCAUCAAGGCCAUGCACGAGCAAGUGGGUGACCUCUGCUUUACUCCUGACGGCAUCGCCAAGAAGGGAGUGCUGGUGCGACACCUGGUGAUGCCCGGCAUGGAGGACGAAGGACGAGAGAUCGUGAAGUGGCUUGCCGAGAACGUGAGCAAAGACAUCAUGGUGCACAUUAUGGAGCAGUAUUUUCCAAGAGCUCAUGUAGGCAAGGAGCGGCGCGGCCGUGCAAGCCAGGGCGUUGUUGAGCCAGGCGGUGUUGAAGCCUCACCCUCGACUAAGAAAGACGUGCGAUAUAGUGAGAUUAAUCGGGCUGUAGACCUGGAUGAAGUCGCAUCAGUCAAGAAAGCAGCCCAAGAAGCUGGCUUGUGGAGGUUCGUCGAAGCAUCGAGGCAUGGCGGCUUUAACAUCUGA
This is a messenger RNA of Alternaria triticimaculans, 735 nucleotides long. RefSeq lists its product as uncharacterized. The record is from RefSeq and is a predicted model, not a curated record. The coding region runs from base 1 to 735 and encodes 244 amino acids. NCBI's taxonomy places the organism in Eukaryota, Fungi, Ascomycota, Dothideomycetes, Pleosporales, Pleosporaceae. The transcript is spliced from 2 exons.